UAAUAGUAGUUGAUUUCGAUAGCUGAUUCAAAAUGGCAUCGCCUGCACUUAAAGACCUCCCAAAAGUAGCUGAGAACUUAAAAAGUCAACUUGAAGGCUUUAAUACUGAUAAAUUAAAGAAUGCUAGUACAGCCGAAAAAAUUGUGCUUCCCACAGCUGAAGAUGUGGCUGCAGAGAAAACUCAGCAAUCCCUAAUUUCUGGAAUUGCAGCUUUUAAUCCAUCCAAUUUGAAGCACACCGAAACUAAUGAAAAAAAUCCCUUGCCCGAUAAGGAAGCAAUCGAAAUGGAAAAAGAGAAGAAUCAACUCAUUUCUGGCAUUGAAAAUUUCGAUUCUAAGAAAUUAAAACAUACUGAAACAUGUGAAAAAAAUCCUUUACCCACUAAGGAAGUAAUUGAAGAAGAAAAGAAAGCCUAAAAGGGGUCCAGGAAGCAUUCAAUUACAUUAUUUGAAUGCUUAUUUUUUUUACUCAUUCCUAAUAUAUAAUAUUAUUGAAAGAGAUACUACUUUGUGAGAAUUUUAUAAUUUUACAUAUUUAUAAUAAAUGAUAAAAAAUAAAUGGCGAUUGCGUUUUUAUUGAUCUGACCUUAAUUAUGUAUAAUAGUAUUAUUGUCCAUUUCUACAAGCCUAUAUGUUGAAAAAAUCUUUAUAAAUUUAUAUCUAAAGGAUACAACAUAAUAUUAAAAGAAAUCGCUUUGAAAUUUCUAGAACUAGACUGCUAAACCAUGGAGAGGAUUGAAAAUAUAUUGUUACAGAAAGAAUUCGUAAAGAGAACAAGUCUCAAAAUUUGAAUUCUUAUAUUUUCUUUGAGAGCAGUGCCAUAUAACCCACGAUAAAUAUAGCUUGAAAGUGCGACCGUCGAUAACCAUAUAAAUAAUGAAGGAAUAUCUAAAUUUCUUUACUGUGGCAAAACCACUUUAAAAUAUAGUUGUGUAUUGAACUCGUAAGCUCUUAAAUAGAUAUUUUACAGUUUUUAGCCAUAAGAAAGUUAAUUCAAUGAUAUUUAAUUUGCGCGAGGGUUACCAAGUACUACAAUAGCAGGCAACGAGCUCGAGCUGUCUCGAGAGACCCGCGUGACCCUGGCACAACUUAGGUCUGGAUAUUGUAGCAG
Messenger RNA from Ceratitis capitata (Mediterranean fruit fly), 1110 nucleotides. It is a transcript of the gene cib, whose product is annotated as Thymosin beta-12. Gene Ontology annotation, biological process: actin filament organization. NCBI's taxonomy places the organism in Eukaryota, Metazoa, Arthropoda, Insecta, Diptera, Tephritidae. The coding region runs from base 33 to 416 and encodes 127 amino acids. Gene Ontology annotation, molecular function: actin monomer binding. The transcript is spliced from 4 exons. Gene Ontology annotation, cellular component: cytosol. The record is from RefSeq and is a predicted model, not a curated record.